Molecule: messenger RNA, 1203 nt
Organism: Schistosoma curassoni
Lineage: Eukaryota; Metazoa; Platyhelminthes; Trematoda; Strigeidida; Schistosomatidae
Source: the annotation of a GenBank genome assembly
AUGGCUACUGGCGACAUACCGAAAACAGCUAUCAUAACUCCUUUCGGACUCUAUGAAUUUUUGCGAAUGCCUUUCGGUCUAAGGAAUGCUGCUCAAACAUUCCAAAGAUUCAUAGACGACGUUUUUCGAGGUCUCAACUUCGUACACGCGUAUGUUGACGACUGUCUAAUCGCAAGUCCGGACAGAGAAACACAUCUCAAGCAUCUGGAUCUUGUUUUCGAACGACUUCAAAAACAUGGCAUAACUGUAAACGUUCAGAAAUGCCAAUUCGGAACCGACUCGUUAGACUUCCUAGGACACACUAUCGAUGCUCAAGGCAUUCGACCUCUUAGGACCAAAGUGGCGGCCAUUCUGGAUUACCCAGAACCGACCACCGUCAAGCAAUUACGCACGUUUAACGGCCUGGUAAGUUUCUAUAGACGUUUCAUACCGAAAUGCGCAUUACUUAUGAAACCUCUGACCGACCAACUUCGUGGAAAUGCGAAAUCCAUUAAUUUGGACGACACCGCACGAAAAGCAUUCUCCACAGUUAAGGAACUGAUUGCUAAAGCAACGAUGCUCGCACAUCAGGACACCCGAGCACCCAUUAGCAUCGCAGUAGACGCAUCCGACUCGGCAAUCGGAGGAGUCUUACAACAAUGGGUUAACAACUCCUGGCAACCCUUGGCAUUUUUCUCUAGAAGGUUGCUAGACACCGAAUCGAGGUACAGCACAUUCGGUAGGGAACUCCUAGCUAUGUAUUGUGCUGUACGGCAUUUCCAACACUACAUCGAAGGUCGUGAAUUCACUCUUUUCACGGACCAUAAACCGCUCACUUUCUCGUUAAGCUCUCCUUCUGACAAGUACUCUCCCCGUGAGUCUCGACAACUGGACUACAUUUCGCAGUUUACUUCAGAUAUUCAACACAUCUCUGGAGCAAACAAUGUAGUUGCGGACGCUUUAUCUCGCAUAACUUCCUUGAACAGUUUCCAAGGAAUCGACCUUCUUAAACUCGCCGAGCUUCAAAAAGAAGACAGUGAUCUUCAGCACGAGUUAUCGUCCACAACACUUAAACUACGCAUCAAACAGAUGGGAACAGGGAUCGCCCAAUCGUGCCGAAACAUUAUCGACGCAAUGUCUUCAACACAUUGCACAAACUUUCACAUCCAGGUGUUCGUGCAACCAUCAAGCUUAUUGCAGAAAGGUUUUGCUGGCCUGGAAUGA